Molecule: messenger RNA, 987 nt
Organism: Capronia coronata CBS 617.96
Lineage: Eukaryota; Fungi; Ascomycota; Eurotiomycetes; Chaetothyriales; Herpotrichiellaceae
Exons: 1
Coding region: 1-987 (328 amino acids)
Molecular function (GO): 4-hydroxy-tetrahydrodipicolinate synthase activity
Source: RefSeq, a predicted model, not a curated record
AUGGGCUCUAUAUUGGCCGACAAGUCCACGCCCGCGGCACCGCAUUCCUACCCAGUGCCUUCGCCAGGCGUGUACUGUCCCGCAGUCACCUUCUUCGACCCUGACACGGAUAGCCUUCGUCCGACCGAACAAGGCCAGUACUACUCGUACCUGGCCGAUUCCGGCCUCACUGGGCUGGUCAUCUUGGGUACAAAUGCGGAGACAUUCCUCCUUACUCGAGAAGAGCGGGCUACUCUGUUGCGAUUAGCACGCAAGUCGGUUCCUGAGAACUAUCCUCUCAUCGCCGGUGUGGGCGGACACUCGACGGCUCAAGUACUCGAGUACAUUGCAGACGCGCAUGCCGCGGGUGCGAACUACGUCCUCGUCCUCCCGUGCGCAUACUUCGGCAAGCAAACAACACCCACAGUCGUCCACAACUUCUACUCGGCCGUGGCAAAGGCAUCCCCUCUCCCAAUCCUCAUCUACAACUUCCCGGGUGUUUGCAACGGUCUGGACCUCGACUCUGACACCAUCGCGGCAUUGGCGCAGGAGCACCCGAACAUUGUGGGAGUGAAGUUGACAUGUGGCUCGGUUGGUAAGAUUACACGUCUGUCCGCAACGUUUCCGCCUGAGCGGUUCGCUGUGUUUGGUGGCCAGUCCGACUUCUUGGUGGGUGGACUGGCGGCAGGGAGUGCCGGCUGUAUCGCCGCGUUUGCAAACAUAUUCCCCAAGACGGUGACCAAAAUAUUCGCCUUGUGGACGGCAGGCAAACAUGACCAGGCUUUGGCUCUGCAGAGAAUGGCCGCUCACGCCGAGAGUCCGACCAAGGCUGGCAUUGCAACCACAAAAUAUGCCGCAAGUCAGUACAGCGCCAAGAAGGCUGGGAUCCAAGGUGACCUCGAGGCUCUGCUGCGGCCGCGACGGCCUUAUGAAGAGCCGAGUGAGGUAGUCAUGAAGAAGAUCAGAGAUGUCAUGGCACCGUUGGACGAGGUCGAGAGGACGCUGUAG